AUGACCAACUAUAAUGACUGGCAAUUAGAUGCGCUACGGGAAGAAUGUACUAGAAGAGAAUUAACAAUAAAUUCAAAAGACGGUGUUCAGACAUUGGCUGCCAGAUUACGUACAUAUGAUAUAAAUUUUUUUGUUGGGAAAACGGAUGAGGCACAAGCAUUAGCUCACGAUACCCAACCUGGAGAGUUUGAGAAUGAUGAACACAUGCAAAAUCUUUCAGAUAGCCUGGGUAAAUUGAAAUUGACCAGUGAUCUGCCGAUGAAAAAUGGGGGCGAAAUUCCCGGGGAUACUUUAAGUUUUCGGGAGAGGAUGGAGCUUUACGCUUUGAGCGGGACUUAG
Paramuricea clavata is the source of this 339-nucleotide messenger RNA. Lineage: Eukaryota; Metazoa; Cnidaria; Anthozoa; Malacalcyonacea; Plexauridae. The record is from the annotation of a GenBank genome assembly.